CAUGGAGAAGAACAGAGAUCACACAAGUCCUACGCAUUCCAUGGCCGCGGCAGAGAUGUUUUUCAAACCGGUGCUUCAGAAACCACCCGGCUACCAUGAGCUUCACGCGCCUCCUGAAACUCCAAACGCAUUAUCAUCUUCAUCCACGCUUCGUCGCCGGCCACCUAAGUUUAUGAUCCCGCCGUCCUUUUAUCCGGAUAAGAAGAAAAAGUGGAGUCGUUGCCGCGUCUUUUGCUGCUGCUUCUGCAUCACCAUCGCCAUACUCAUCCUCCUCCUUAUCAUCGCCGUCUCCGUCUUCUUCCUAUGGUACAGCCCGAGACUCCCCGUCGUACUCCUCGCCUCCUUCCGCGUCAGCAACUUCAACUUUUCCAACGGGAAACCCCGCGACGGUUUGUCGCACUUGACGGCGGAGGCUUCUGCGAGGCUCGAUUUCAGCAAUCCCAACGGGAAGCUACGGUACUAUUACGGCGACGCUGACGUGGCGGUGAGCGUAGGAGAUGGCGAUUACGAGACGAGUCUAGGGUCAACGGAAGUCAAAGGGUUUGUGCAAAAGCCGGGGAAUCGGACGGUUGUGAUCGUUCCGGUUAAAGUGAAGAGAGAAGAGGUGGAUGAUCCGACGGUUAAGAUGCUUUUAGCGGAGAUGAAGAGUAAGAAGUUGGUGGUGAAGGUGACAGUUAAAACGAAGCUGGGAUUGGCUGUGGGAAGGCGUAAGAUUCUUACGGUGGGGAUUACUCUCAGAUGCGGUGGCGUGACGUUACAGAAGGUGGAUAAACAGAUGGCUAAAUGCACCAUCAAAAUGCUUAAAUGGAUUAAGUUGCACUCAUAAGCAAUGAUCAUGAUGAUGGAUAUCAUUUUUCAUCAAAGAUUCAUCAGAAUUAUACGACUCGAAGUGUUCA
This is a messenger RNA of Brassica oleracea var. oleracea, 896 nucleotides long. RefSeq lists its product as uncharacterized. Gene Ontology annotation, cellular component: plasma membrane. The record is from RefSeq and is a predicted model, not a curated record. Lineage: Eukaryota; Viridiplantae; Streptophyta; Magnoliopsida; Brassicales; Brassicaceae. The coding region runs from base 2 to 826 and encodes 274 amino acids. The transcript has 2 exons.